CCUUUCCCCGAACGCGGUCCCAAGUCGAAGUUUGUGCGAUGCAGCACAAAAUUUUGUAAACAUUAAACGCUGAAUCCACACGACCAGACCACGUGCGUUGCUGGCAUAUGAGGGCAUCGUUUUCUCAACAACCGCCGCGACGAUCGAAGCGAAGUCAAGUGUUCAUAUUACUAAAGCAUGGCGCUGCUGCAAUAAACAAAACACAGCUAAUACUUCCUUCGCACCAAGGAAAAAAACAUGCUGACACUUGUUAUGCAUACCGGCCGGCCGGCUUUGCAUGAGACCCCAAACCAAGUCCGAUUCCACAUAAAUUAAAGUGCUCGAGAUACAUUCUAUAGAGACGACUUUGUGUGCGACCACGACAACGACGUAAUUAUUGAAACCGGAGAUGCCGAGAACGACGCGUUUCCUUUUCUUACAGCAGCUAUAGCGAUAUCGGUCCGAGUAGGCGUUGGUGUGCUCCACUCCAGCGCAGGCUAAAUUCACUUUCGUUCUACGAGAAUCGAUUCAGUCCCAGUAGGCCAGCGGCUUCGAUCGGAUGAAAGUGUAGUGUGAGUUGAAUUUUGAUGUGAGAAGCGCAGGAGUUCUGGUUCUGGGUAGAAUAGAAAAGUGUCGAUCAAGGGACGACGAAUGUUAUAUAGGGAAGAAAGCAAAGUAACGAGGGACGAAAACGUCGUUAAUAUUUAUUACCCUACCACAUCUACCCGGGAAAAGGACCCCAGACAGAGUGAAGCGCAGCGUUGAUGCAUAAAACCGUUGGUGGGAAUUAGAUCUUGGUUUAGUUCGCUUAGAGCAGUUGGCUGGUGAGCAUCUGUCAGCAUGAUUCCAGCAUCGUUGUUAGUGAGUAAUCCCACUAUGGGAAAGUUGGCACAGGAGUUAGCAGAGAGGAAAGUUUGUAGGAUAUGCUUAAUCGAGUCGGAGAAACUAAUAGACGAUCUGAAUGACCAGCAGUGGAAUAUGAUCCUGACGACAUGCUUUGCAAUUUCGACGGUGAUCGCUGAAAGACUUCCGAAGUUUGUGUGUGAGGCAUGUUGUGAUUUUUUGGAAAAGUGCCGCGAGUUUAAACAGAUGUGUAAAAAGACAGAGUUGUUGUUGGUGUCUUACCCGUUGACCGGGAACUGGCCGGAGAGAGUUGAGGUUCCGAAUUGGUUACGACCUGUCCAAAAGCGACAGCUGCAGCAGGAAGGCGAAGAUGCUGUUUCGGCCAAGAAAGUUCGUACCACCAGUGAUGAAACUACGGUUGUUAUGCAAUGUGAUCGUAAUAAGUCUCCAAUCGGAACGAUACGUGUUCGUACAAACGAAGCACUCACGUUGCAAUCACCAACAAUAUCAUCUGAAAUGCAAACCCAGUUUAGUGUAAAUCAAGAACAUUCGAAUUCCAACACGCAAACGGUGAUACAGUACUGCCAAAACCAGCAGGCCCAGAACUCAUAUUCAACAUUACAGCCAUAUUCUCAAUACAAACCAUCACCUGUAUAUGUUGUUACAAAUCAAAACACGUCUAGCUGUCCGCUGCUUCAACAGCAGUUACAGCAAACUUCGUACCACCCACCACCCAUUAACUCACUGCAAUAUCUAACCAACUCCUUAACACAGCAAGUGCCAUAUCAGCAACAACAACAACAGCAACCGCAGUUUCAGCAAAUCACUCCUCAACAGCUCGUAACGCAGCAACCCGUUCAAGCUGUGCCUCUUCAACAACCAUCGAAGCAACCCGUAGCGACAACGACAGCCUACCGACCAAUUCAGCCAAGCACCGCGGUUCAAUGCACGACCUGUUCGUAUGUGUUUGCGAGCCAAAAUCACCUGACACAGCACAUGCGGAAGCACCUUGGCAACGCCGAGUACCACUGUGGGUGUGGUCAGCAGUUUUUCCAGUUGGCACAGUUCGUACACCACCUGAAACAGCACACCAACUGGUGCGGGCUGUGCGGCGAGCAGUUCCAGGCCGACUGGGAACUGAACGGCCAUUUGGAUCAGCAUUCGUUGGUGGGGUUGUCGCAGGCUUGCGACUUUUGUCCGCUGGUAUUCAUCGAUCAACCAAGUAGGCUACGGCACGUACGCAGGAAACACUCGGACGAAGUGCGGCAGCUGAUGAGCAUGAAUCCAAGCAGGCAUGGACAGUAGGGGGGGGGGGGGGGGGGUUAUUUGUUUUUACUAAUACACAAUGAGCUUUGUAUGACUGCCCUUUGAAUGCUUUUGAUUUCUGAUGACCGAUCAUUUGGGGAUA
Molecule: messenger RNA, 2230 nt
Organism: Ochlerotatus camptorhynchus
Lineage: Eukaryota; Metazoa; Arthropoda; Insecta; Diptera; Culicidae
Product: zinc finger protein pita-like
Exons: 1
Coding region: 820-2127 (435 amino acids)
Biological process (GO): regulation of transcription by RNA polymerase II
Cellular component (GO): chromosome; nucleus
Molecular function (GO): zinc ion binding; chromatin insulator sequence binding
Source: RefSeq, a predicted model, not a curated record